Molecule: messenger RNA, 681 nt
Organism: Suillus subaureus
Lineage: Eukaryota; Fungi; Basidiomycota; Agaricomycetes; Boletales; Suillaceae
Exons: 2
Source: RefSeq, a predicted model, not a curated record
CAUGCAGAUAUGGAUACAGGACAUACAGCAUAUGGAGAGCAGUUAAGGCAGUGGUCAGUAAAAUGGGGAGAAAGAGCAAGGUGCACAGAGAAAACACCAUACCUGCUAACCCCGGGAACAGUGCAAAUAUGCUCUGGUGAAUGCUUUAGAUGCGGCGCACACAGACACAUCAGGCCAAGAUGCCCUAUCCCAGCAGAUGCUCAACUCCCGAAGAAUGAGAGCAUAUGGCACAGCAACUGCACACAAAUUCUUGGCACGUUCAACAGAGCCACAGCCCCCCAAAUUGUACGAGUCAAAGCGCUCUUCAACAAAGGCGCAAUGAUUAGUGCAAUGUGCAUGACGGUCUUCAACAGCGUCAAGCACCGCCUAGGGAACUGGAAGGUGUCAGUAAAGAAACUAAGAAUGGCCAAUGGUGCACUGGUCCCAUCAAAGGGAACGUGGAAAGGUGAAGUCACAAUAGCAGGAGUUGAAGCACAAGGAGAGUUCGAAGUCUUCGAUAGUGGAGGAGGAUGGAAGUUCUUGCUUGGGAAACCAAUGCUACAGGCAUUUAAAGCUAUACAUGAGUACGAAACUGACACAGUCCUUAUAACAGGAAAUGGGAUCUCAAUGACCAUCAGCAAUCAGAAUGAAGUUCAAGAGACUAUGACAAAGCAAGACACCAAUGGAACCACCAAGCAAUGA